Molecule: messenger RNA, 1089 nt
Organism: Giardia duodenalis
Lineage: Eukaryota; Fornicata; Diplomonadida; Hexamitidae
Exons: 1
Coding region: 1-1089 (362 amino acids)
Source: RefSeq, a predicted model, not a curated record
AUGCAAGCGGGGUCUUUGUGCUGUGCUAAUGCGCGUGGCUGUAUGGAUUGUGUUGAGCCUAGGCAUGCACCCGGGUGCCCAUAUCCCUUUCACGGGGUGUGUGGAUGCGGCUCGUUUGACGCAGCGGAUAAUGUGCCGCAGUGGAAUCAACAGACAAUGAGUCCGUGCCCGCCACUGCAGUGUGAGCCGGUAACUGAUAAUGUGGGCAUAAGCAUGGAAGAUGUUAGCAGAAGGACUAUUCCCCGCUCCUACAUGAUCCGACCUACAUCAUUUCAUCCGCCACCAGAGCAGCUUCCCAUGUCGAAUUCUUACACCCAUAUUAACCCUCUUUUAGAUGCAGCAGAGAGAGGAGACCCGGUGCCGACGGUUAUUGGGAGUCAGCGUGCUAUAGAGCGGGCACAAACUGUGACUUCUCGGCCGAAUCCAUAUCCAGAUCUCACAGCAACGUUUCCUCGAACGUCGCAGGCCGGGCAAAGGUUCCGUGCUUCUAACUAUCGCAUGUGUCACCCAGACAUGACCGGGUGGGGGGCCACAACACACGUUAGGUAUGUUCCGAACAAGCAAGAGCUAUGUGAGAUGCGCCGCGAGCAGACAAGACUGGAGCACCUGCCAGAGUCCAACUGUCGUUGGAGGCCAUCUCUGGCUUACUCUGACCACCGACCCAGGAUGAAGGAGGACGUACCGAUGAACAAUGAGCGGCGCCCUGUUUCCCGCAACAUUAACCAUAUGUAUAGUGACUAUUAUGCUCGCCCACAUAGCAACCUUGCUCGCACACGGGCUGCAACUGCAGAUCAGAUAGACUACCUCAAUCCUACCUCGACCCAAAUUAAAUCUAGGACAGUAUAUCCUCAACAUCCCAGUAACCAUCCCACUGCAUACUCGGAUUAUAAAUCAAAUCUACGGCCUCAUGAUAAAACUGCGCCUAUCACUGCAACCAAGCCUAAUUUGAUUGAAAGGGAGGCAGAUCUUUUAAAUAAGAGUGUCACUAUCGGAACAUUCACACACAUUAAUCUCGGCGCAACGCCAGCCGGCACUGCACCCCUCAACUGUGUCACCGGAAGGGAGUGCGUCCCAUGUCAAGGCUUUUAG